AUGGACCCUCACGACCGCUACGGCUAUGAACAGGCGCUGUCUGCGAGGAUGGAGAAGAUCGACUAUGAAGAUGAGGACUAUGGAGUAUAUGGCUUCUGGCCCUACAAUUUCCCAGACCCAAUCCUCAGGGAGCAAAUAUCCACGCUGCACUUGGAUGAACACGGCAUUCAUGGCCACAGACUAAGUGGCGAGGUGUUGUUCGAGAUUCAGCAGAGUCGUCCGCAGCCUGAGCUGUUCACUGCUGGAAUGUUGUUGGAGCUGAUUGAAGAGGAGACAGGGUGCCAGGGCGGAGUUCUGCUCCGUGAUGGCAGCGAGCUAUCAAUGUCCGACCCUGUCGGUGGAGAAGGGGUUCUGACACUGAAGCAGACAAUUCGAGACUGUCGACCCGUCCUGUGCCGAAAGACCGAUUGCGAUCGCUGUGCUUUGGGAGAAGGGGGGUUUCGCCCAGACCUCAGCGAUGUCACGGAACCCGUCCAGGCACUAAAGGAGUGGCGGACAUGGGUGACAGGCUCGACAGAAACGGCGGGUAGACCUCGUCAGAACGAGUUUGUGCUGGUCUAUACCAAAUACGAAGUCGUAGCCUAUCAACAAAGCGAUAGCGAUGAUGGAAAGCCGUUGAAGCCGUUCGGAUACUUCCCGCAGGCACCUCUUUGGAAGCUCCCGGCAGGAACAAGGCGAUGGGGAGGUGCCAGAAGUGACGUUUGGAGUACUUGCCUAAAGUUGCCUGUGAGACAGCUAUUGGAUGAGCAUGCAGCCUUAACAGCCGACAGGCCGAUACCACGCUACCAGAUGAUCGUGGAUCCCAACCAGUUCGUUCACGAGACGUUUGUGGGUCCCAUGUGGGUGCCGUGCGAGUUUGAUAUUUCUGCAGAUGGCACUCCAUCAUUGGUGGGUGGUGCGCGAAGUCAUGCGUAUCCACACCUUGCCCAGCAUGCUGCCCUUCCGGUCCUUUCUGCAGCCCUGCCCUUGUUGGCGAAGCUGCGGCGACCGCAGCUUCUCCUGGAUGAUCGGCGGCUGCAAGUUGUGUUCAAGGCACAGCGCAUAAUUGUUCCAGGAAGGAGGGGUGACAACUCGGAUGCAGAGUACGUCGGUCUGUGGCAUGUCGAUGGGCUCAGAGAAAACGUAGCUGCUGUCGUGUUGUACUACUACCAUGUUGACUCUUCUCUUCGUGGUGGUGACAUGGAGUUCUGUGGCCGUGAGCCCAUGGAUGUGUUGGGCUGGGGCGACUGCACCAAUAACGUCAAAGGUUUGGGAUCGGAGUCCCUUCGGCAGGCCUUGCGAGGUGGAGGCACGAGUGACAAGUCUGCAGCGGUGCACAGCUGUCGAGUUCCUAUUGGUCAGGGCACUCUUCUGGUGUUUUCCAACUACCAAAUGGCGCACCGGGUUCUGAGGCUAAGAAACACCGGUUCGACAGAGGCCUCGCGAGACUUUGUGGCACUGUUUGUCCUGGACCCGUCCGCGCCGGCCCUCCUGCCCGCAAGAAGCAUUCUGGCGGCGCCGCACUUGCUGAGACGGACCUUGGCUCCCGUACAGAUUUCAGAGUCAGCCAUCCAGAACGUGCUGGAGUUCCUGGGCGUCUCGCAAACCGACGUCGUGCGGAAGAUACGGCGCAAUCAGCUACUGUCAGAGCAGUUGAAGCCAUCCGGGUAUUUCGAUUGUCAGGGGAAUGUUUAUGCCACCGGGAACGGAUGCUUUACCAUGAUCGGGUGGCUGCCCAACGUGCUCGAGGACAAUGAAGGCUUCGCGCGCCUGACGGCGCUGAAUCUGCCUCGCAGUGAAGAACCCUGGAUUAUGAAUCCGGAAGGCUUCGCGCGCCUGGCAGCGCUGAAUCUGCGUCCCGAGGGUUCCGACCGCGGCCUUUCCGAGGUGCUCUCGCUGCCUUCAGCAGAGCUGCAGCAAAGGCUCGAGGCAGCUGGAGGGCCGCGCAUAGAAGUCAGGAAGCAAGAUCCCAUGGGCCGCUCUGAGGAAAGGGGGACGCACACACAGGCGGCAACGGCAAAGGAAAGGGAGAAGGACACAAACGCGGCAAAGGCAAAGGAAAGGAAGAAGCAGACAAAGACCGUCAAGUAUGGACGAAAGGGAAGGCUUUGA
Symbiodinium sp. CCMP2592 is the source of this 2091-nucleotide messenger RNA. The record is from the annotation of a GenBank genome assembly. Lineage: Eukaryota; Dinophyceae; Suessiales; Symbiodiniaceae.